Molecule: messenger RNA, 2291 nt
Organism: Brassica napus (rape)
Lineage: Eukaryota; Viridiplantae; Streptophyta; Magnoliopsida; Brassicales; Brassicaceae
Product: endo-1,4-beta-xylanase 5
Exons: 5
Coding region: 1-1464 (487 amino acids)
Biological process (GO): carbohydrate metabolic process
Molecular function (GO): hydrolase activity, hydrolyzing O-glycosyl compounds
Source: RefSeq, a predicted model, not a curated record
AUGAAGCUUCUUUUGCUACUGCUUGCCUUCUGCUGCCUUUCUCUAUCAAGGUGUGAAGAAAAGAACGUACCAUAUGAUUACUCGGCAACGAUAGAGUGUCUAGGGAACCCUAAUAAGCCACAGUACAAUGGAGGGAUCAUCGUUAACCCUGACUUACAAAAUGGUUCUCAGGGAUGGUCACAAAUGGGAAACACCAAAGUCGAUUUCACAGAAUUUGGAGGCAAUAAGUUUGUUAUUGCACGAGGGAGGAAUCAAUCUUAUGAUAGCGUCUCACAAAAGGUUUAUUUGGAAAAGGGACUUCUCUACACUUUCUCUGCAUGGUUACAAGUAAGUAAAGGGAAUUCUCCUGUGAGAGCCGUUUUCAAGAAGAAUGGUAAAUAUAAGCAUGCCGGUUCAGUUAUUGCUGAAUCCAAAUGCUGGUCCAUGCUCAAAGGUGGUCUUACUGUUGACGAAUCUGGUCCUGCCGAUCUCUACUUUGAGAGCGAGGACACAACCGCUGAGAUUUGGGUUGACAGCGUCUCGUUGCAACCAUUUACACAAGAAGAGUGGAGCUCUCACCACAAGCAGAGCAUUGACAUAACGAGGAAAGGAGCCGUGAGGAUCAGAGCCGUAAACAGCGCCGGUGAGCCAGUACCAAACGCAACCAUCUCAAUCUUACAGAACAGACUCGGGUUCCCAUUCGGGUGCUCGGCAGGAAGUAACAUACUUGGGAACCAAGCCUUCCAAGACUGGUUCACUAAGAGAUUCACCGUGACAGUUUUCGAGAACGAGAUGAAAUGGUACAGCACGGAAGUUGUAAGAGGCAAAGAGGAUUACUCAACCGCAGACGCGAUGGUAAGAUUAUUCAAGCAGCAUGGGAUCGCUAUACGUGGCCACCAUAUUAUAUUGGACGACCCUAAAUAUCAACCUAGUUGGGUGACGGCAUUGAACGGACCCGAUCUCUACAACGCCGUGAAGAGAAGGGUUGACUCGGUGGUGUCAAGGUACAAAGGCCAGCUCGCUAGUUGGGACGUUGUGAAUGAGAAUCUUCAUUUCUCGUUCUUUGAGAACAAGAUGGGCCCUAAAGUCUCCUAUAACGUCUUUGAGCAGGCGCAUGCUGUUGACCCAACGACUACAAUGUUUAUGAAUGAAUUCAAUACGUUAGAGCAACCAGGGGAUGCGGUGUCUAGUCCAGCAAGGUAUUUGCAGAAGCUUAGAGAGCUUCAAUCUAUUCGUGUCCCCGGAAACAUUCCUUUAGGGAUCGGUCUUGAGUCUCAUUUUUUCAACACUCCUAACAUUCCGUAUAUGAGAUCAGCUCUUGACACUCUUGGUGCCACUGGUUUGCCUAUUUGGCUCACUGAGGUCGACGUCGCAGCUCCUCCAAAUGUUCAGGUAACUGAAAUAUAUUUAAGGGUUAUAAAUAUUUUAACGUUAGUCUUAAUAACAAUAUUUUUUUUUUACAAUUUGAGAAAAUCUUGGGGGUAAAUGUUUCAUCCGUCUGUGCUUAGAAUCGGCUCUGCUCUUAUAAGGGCUACUGGAAAUCCUGUCCCAUGUUGUUCCGCUCUGUCUGAUAUCUGAGUUUCUUGCAGGCCAAUUAUUUCGAGCAGGUCCUUAGGGAAGGCCACGCACAUCCGAAAGUGACGGGAAUGGUGACGUGGUCAGGUUAUAAUCCAAGAGGUUGUUUCCGAAUGUGCCUCACCGAUGGCAACUUCAGGAACCUACCAACCGGAGACGUUGUGGACAAACUUCUGCGAGAGUGGGGAGGGCUUCGUGGGAAAACCACAGGUUUAACUGAUGCUGAUGGAUAUUUUGAAGCUUCACUCUUUCAUGGUGACUAUGAUCUCAGUAUUGCUCACCCUCUCACCAAUUGCACAGCUUCUCACAGCUUUAAGUUGACUUCUGAUGAUUAUCACCCAUCUCCUACUGUCGUUCGUGUUUGAGACGCUAAGUUUAAGUUUACAACUACUUUGUAACUGAGUAGCUUGAUUUUAAAUUGUAGCCUUCUGUGAAGAAACUCCCGAGGGUUAUUAUUAUUCACAAACACCAUUAAGUUGGUUUACUAAAGUUUAAGCCUUGGUAGCAUCUAUCAGUCAAUAAUACUAAUAACCAACUUCGAUGUAUAACCGAUUUAAGACUUUUAUUUCUUAUAUUUCUGAUCCAACAUUGGUUGUUAAACUCGUAGGAAGUUAAACAAAUCAAACUACUACAUAUGGGCACUCGUAGUAAAUAAAAUAUUUUUGAAGAAUGCAUGGACCAAGUGUAGUUAAAUGGUCAACUAUUUUUGAAGAAUGCAUGGAUUUGGGUCAGAUUAG